UGGCGGAGAGCAGAAGCGGGGUAUAAGAGGAAUAUUGAAUACGACAACACACAUCCGCAUCAUCCUCCAUCCUCCUCCUCCACACCCUCUCACUCCCCCUUCCGCCCACUUUACCUAACCCAUAAACUCCGCCCAUUAGGAUUCCGGCCACCCAUUCUCUCUCUAUCUCUAUCUCUCUCUCUCCCCCCAUUCCUUCACACCAGAGAGAUGGGCACUCGCAUUUCCCAUUUUACCCCUAUCCCUUCCCUCGUUUUCCUCCUCCUCCUCCUCUCCUCCUCCUCCCCUUCCCCUAUCCUUGCCCUAGACAUCUCCUCCCUCCUCUCCUCCUUCCCCGACCUCUCCGAUUUCGCCGCCCUUCUCUCCGCCUCCAUCCUCUCAGAUCUCAACCAACUCACCUCCCUCACUCUCCUCGCCGUCCCCAAUUCCUACCUCGCCGCCUCCUCCGAUCUCACUCACCGUAUCCCUCAAUCCUCCCUUGCCGAUGUCCUCCGCUACCAUGUCCUCCUCCAAUACCUCUCCCCUUCCGACCUCCGUCAGAUCUCCCCUUCCGGCAAGCUCGUCACCACUCUCUUUCAAACCACUGGCCGUGCCACUAGCGAUUUCGGCUCCGUCAACAUCACUCGUGACCCGCUCGAUGGUCUUGUUUCUGUUCACUCCCCUGUUCCUUUCUCCUCUUCCAAUGCUACUGUUUUGACGCUUCUCAAGAAUCUUCCUUAUAAUGUUAGUAUCUUUGCUGUUAAUUCCCUUCUUGUCCCUUAUGGAUUUGAUCUCAUGGCGUCAGAGACUCGCCCGCCUUUGGGCUUGAAUAUUACUAGGGCUUUGAUUGAUGGCCAUAAUUUUAAUGUUGCUGCCUCCAUGCUUUUGGCUUCUGGUGUUGUUGAUGAGUUUGAGGCCGAUGAAGGCGGCGCUGGGAUUACGCUUUUCGUUCCUACUGACUCCGCGUUUUCCGACCUUCCGCCCACAGUGAAGCUCCAGUCGCUGCCAGCGGAUAAGAAGGCCGUUGUCUUGAAAUUUCAUGUGCUUCAUUCUUAUUACCCUCUCGGGUCUUUGGAAUCGAUUGUGAACCCUGUUCAGCCCACUUUAGCGACGGAGGAUAUGGGCGCCGGUAGCUUCACGCUCAACAUUUCGCGAGUUAACGGCUCGGUUGGGAUCAAUACCGGAAUUGUUCAAGCAUCGGUGACUCAGACGGUGUUCGAUCAGAAGCCGGUCGCCAUUUUUGGGGUUUCGGAAGUGCUAUUGCCUAAGGAGAUAUUUGGGAACAAUCCGAUGAUGACGAUCAAGCCUGCGAAUGAAACUAUGGUCAGCGCUCAACCGCCGGAUGCAGUGGCAGCUAUGUCGCCACAAUCUAAUGGACCGCCGUUGCAUCUUUCAUCUCCACCAGGGUAUCGUGAGGAAAUCCGAUCGGUUGCCGCCGGUAACGGCAUACUGAAUUUCUUCCUGACUCUAUGUUGUUGUUGUAUAGCAUUGUAUUUAAUUCAGUAGUAUAAUAUUUUAUUGAUUUUUCCCCGUGACAGUUGUUUUCAUAUUACGGGUUUCUUUUUUUUUUUUUUUUCUUUUGGGUCUCUUUUUACACGGUGAUUUGAAUGAAUUGGGCUACAAAAAGCAGCAGCCAAUUUUUCUUCCUGUAA
Molecule: messenger RNA, 1628 nt
Organism: Cucurbita maxima (winter squash)
Lineage: Eukaryota; Viridiplantae; Streptophyta; Magnoliopsida; Cucurbitales; Cucurbitaceae
Product: fasciclin-like arabinogalactan protein 4
Exons: 1
Coding region: 208-1482 (424 amino acids)
Biological process (GO): abscisic acid-activated signaling pathway; mucilage biosynthetic process involved in seed coat development; multidimensional cell growth
Cellular component (GO): plasma membrane
Source: RefSeq, a predicted model, not a curated record